GCCAGUUUUUGAGUUUUGAUUAACCUAAUUUGUACAAGCACUUGUCAAUUAACCGAUAUUGCCUGGAAAUAAAAUGCAAGAAGAUAAAAAUGCAAUUUUUCAAAUGCGAUUUCCACAAAAAUUGUGGCAUUUACUAAAUAUGCACACAGAUGCAUUACUAUGGGGUGGAACAGGGCGGACGAUAUUAUUAAAUUAUCGAAUUCUUCAUAGUUAUCUCCAGUGCAACGAUUCCAUUUUUAAAACAACAAAUAUAUCUAGUUUUGUACGGCAAUUGAAUUUAUACGGAUUUCGUAAAGUUACCUCACAUUUGCAAGACCCUUUAUGUAAUUCUAGUAACCCUUAUAUGCAUGAAUAUGUACAUGAUUAUUUUCAGUAUGGAAGGCCUGAAUUGUUGAAUAAAAUUACUAGAAAAGCUUUAGCGAUGAAAAAGAACUUCAAACCAAAGAUUUUAUAUGAAGAAACAGAACAAACUCUUUAUUUCACACCUCUUCAAAAAGCGCGACAAGCCUUGCGGGAUGCGUUGAAAAAUGCAGCCCAAGAAAUGUUUACGCAGAAUUUACCUAGGCAGUUUUGUAGUAUCAGGUUUGAACCUGAAGAUGGCCAAGACGACUAUUGUGAAGAUGAAGACAAUAUAGAAUUUGAUUGGUUUACAAAUAAUGAACAUAAAAAUACGGAAGAAUUUCCACAAAGAGCGACUGACGAAAACACUGUUAAUUUGGUCAACAAUGAAACUUUUGAGAAUUCGUCACAAGAUAAUUUGAUGGACUUCAAUGAUGAAACCAGCCAACAAAACAAUGAUAAUUUCUCAGUUCAAUUUUUGAGUAUGCCAGAAUUAGACCCUGAACCUGAGGCAAAUAGACACAUAGAAUUACUAGCAGGAUUUGAUAUAGAAAACAACACUCAUCAGAAUACAAUAACAAAAAUUGUGAAAGAGAAUGAACAUCAUUCUUUGAACUGUGUGCUUCCAUCUAUAAGUAAUGAUGCAACCAUAAGUUCUCAGAUGGAGAAAAUAAAUGACGAUUCAAAUCAUUAUCAUGGUGAAUGGGAUCAGAUGUUCAGUGAUAUGAUUACUUACAAAAGCCCCAACCAAGAAUGUGGCUCUGACUUGAAAGAAUUAUAUUCACAGAUUUCAAAAACAAUAGAUUUGCUUAAUUCCUAGUUUAAUAGACUUAUUAACUUCAUAUCUAACAAUAAAACAUUUUUGUUAUUUGAAGUGUAUUCCUUAUUAACUGUGUAAAAAUGAGAACUGAAGUACA
Messenger RNA from Achroia grisella, 1256 nucleotides. RefSeq lists its product as uncharacterized. Bases 74 to 1159 code for a protein of 361 amino acids. Gene Ontology annotation, molecular function: sequence-specific DNA binding; DNA-binding transcription factor activity. The record is from RefSeq and is a predicted model, not a curated record. Gene Ontology annotation, biological process: regulation of DNA-templated transcription. NCBI's taxonomy places the organism in Eukaryota, Metazoa, Arthropoda, Insecta, Lepidoptera, Pyralidae. The transcript is spliced from 6 exons.